Molecule: messenger RNA, 1668 nt
Organism: Colletotrichum aenigma
Lineage: Eukaryota; Fungi; Ascomycota; Sordariomycetes; Glomerellales; Glomerellaceae
Product: Heterokaryon incompatibility protein 6, OR allele
Exons: 1
Coding region: 1-1668 (555 amino acids)
Source: RefSeq, a predicted model, not a curated record
AUGAGGCCCACCGACGACAUUCUUAAGGGAUUCGUUGUUGACUACGAAAAGACCGUGGAAAGAAUCUAUACCAAGUUCGCUGGCAGGAUGGUGGAAAGUUCACCAGGCCUAGAGGUAUUGAGACAUUGCACAGGAGUUUCGACCAAUGAGAAGAUCGCGAAACGCACUUUGCCAUCCUGGGUCCCAGACUGGUCUCGCCGACGUCACGAAGUACCUCUGCCAAAGCGGGAUGGAGACGCCCACGACAUUAUUCCUUGGUGGGCGGUGCCACCGUUGACUCAAGAGGAUGAAAGCGUGGCUAGAACAAUGUUCCCAAUGACGUACGAGCUGGCUGAGAAGCAGUCGCAAGAAGUGUUGGAAGGACGAAAGAUGGUCAAUGAUCCUCAACAGUGGAUCAAGUAUUACCCCCGUGAGAUGGUGGAUGAGCUCCAAAGCAUGGUUAACACUGGCAAGCUCUUGUUUGCAGGUAUUCAUGACGAGCACUACAUCGACCCGAACGCCAACCUCGACAUGCACCAAAUUAUUGAACACACUGCCAAAGCAAACGAGAAGCUUGCUCGAUUCUCAUUUAUUCGCAACUGGUUAGACGAAGACCAGCCAAAGAGGCCUGUGUACGCCGCUGGUAUUGGCCCCAAGUCCACCCCCGUCGCGGAUGAAGACAUGGGUACGGCACUCGUGGAGGGAAUAAUUUGGGAUGAAAUUGACAUUUUACACGCACCCUUUCCAGAAGACUUGUAUUCACACUGGGAAAGGUCAACAGAGUUUAUCGUUGCUGUUGGGCAAUGCAAGCAGUUGGCUCUGGAUUCCCGACGGAUUAAUUCUCCGUACCCCUCCAAAGAGGCUGAACACGCAGCAUUUUGGAAUACUCUCGUUGUGGGACAGGAGGUGGACUCGGUCAGCAAUUUCGAAAGUUGCCUUCCUAAAGUUCCCAAGACAAGGACAAGAACGGAGGCGCCUGUCACGUUCCGAAAUCCAAAGCAAGCAGACCAAGCAGAACGUCAAGACUUACUCAGCACUCGAACUCAAGAGCUGAAAGAUAUUCUAGGAAGUAGCAUGAGAGGGCCUCUUCUCCUUGCCGACCUUCCGCCUUUGGCCGCAUCAGACGAAGAACUACAGGAGCUCAAGACUAGCUUCCAAAAGCUGGCGAACAUGUGGAGUCUGCAGCCGUAUGACCUCUACCAUCGCCCCUUCAGCCUCCCCAGCGUUGUACCAGAUCCUUAUUGGGAGAGUCGCCGUCAAUUCGACGACAAGGCACUGGAAGAAAGUACACGAUCUCGCCGGUACAAGUGGGAAAACGGCUUGCAUACACCUGAUAGAAACCAAAGUGCUCGGCUGCAGAAACUAGCUUUCGAGGUCUAUGGAGAAGUGCCUUCGAUCAUAUCUCAAUUACAAAGUGAAGAAAACGACUUUCAGUUGGAGAAAUACGCCCUGGGCCGCCGAUUCUUUAUCACUAAGAAAGGCUACAUGGGCCUCGCGCCAAUCGGGGCGCAGACUGGUGAUGACGUCGUCGUUCUGUUCGGCUCUCACGUGCCGUUUAUAUUGAGAGGCCGUGGGUCAGGUCACUACGAGGUUGUGGGUGAGACAUAUGUGUCCGGAAUCAUGAAAGGGGAGGUACUCAAGGACUUUGACGAAGGAAAUUGUGUGGCCAAGGGGUUUGUAUUAGCCUGA